Paramecium sonneborni is the source of this 2610-nucleotide messenger RNA. The record is from the annotation of a GenBank genome assembly. Lineage: Eukaryota; Ciliophora; Oligohymenophorea; Peniculida; Parameciidae.
AGAAAUGGGGGAUGGAGCAUUUAGUAAAGUCUACAGCUGUUAAAAAAAAGAAGAUGUUUAAAAUGGAAAUAGUAAUUAAAGUCCAAUAUAUGCAAUUAAAAUUAUAGAUAAAAAUUUCAUGAAUUUAGUAUAAAUAUUAUUAAAAACUUAGAAUAAAAAGCAACAUCAUGCAUAUAUUGAAAAAGAAAUGCUUCAAUAUUUAAAAUAUGAUGGAAUAAUCAAAUUACAUUAAACAUUUUAAGAUAAAAAUAGUUUGUAUUUUUUAGUUGAGUUAGUUUAAGAUUGUUUUAGUGAAUUCUUAAAACUUUAUGGCAGUAUAUAAUUCAUUAAUAAUUUAGAUUAAAAGUUGACUAAUCAAAUCAUUUAAUUUUAUACUGCUGAAAUUUUAUCUAUUCUAGAAUAUGUUCAUUCUAAAGGAAUAGUACAUAGAGACAUAAAAGUAUAUUUUUAAAUAAUUAAAGCCUGAAAACUUACUAAUAACUCCAGAGAAACAUUUAAAGUUAAUAGAUUUUGGGACUGCAGUGAUUUAUGAUCAAUAAAAAGUUCCCCAAAAAAUAGUUCAAUCUAUUGAAAAUUAUAGAAAAGAUUUUGUAGAUAAAGAAAGGAAAAGAAAAUAUAGUUUUGUAGGAACAAAUGCAUAUUUAACUCCAGAAAUGAUUUCUGAUAAACCAGUUGGUCCAGGAACUGAUUUAUGGGCUUUAGCUAUAAUAAUGUACAAAAUGUAUACUGGAACUAUACCCUUUAAAUCUAAUAAUUAGGAAGAGUUAUAUUAAAAAAUUGUAGAAGAUUAAAUUUAAUUUCCCUCAGUAUAUAAUUUAUUGAUUUAUUGUUAAGAGCAUUCCUUUAUUAGCUUAAGAUUUAAUGAAACUAUUUUUAGAGAAAGAUCUUAAUAAUAGAUUAGUUGAUUAUACUAAAAUAAAAAGCCACCCUUAUUUUGCCGAAAUAAAUUUUAAUAACUUAUGGUAAAUGGUUCCACCUUAGCCAUUAUAAAUAUAUCCAGAACAAAUAUAAUAAAAGACUUUUAUUUAGGAUCCAAUUUCUAAAAUUAUUUAUUAAGAAAUAGUUGAAAAAAAAUCUGGAAGUAAACUAAAAUUAUAAAAAAUAAGUUUUAAUAUCUUACUUUACUCCUAGAUAACUAGUUUUAUAAAUUAUAAAUGACAUUCCUUCUAUUCAUUAUACAAAUCCAAAAAAGAAUAAUAAAAAGACUGUGAUUCAUAUUACUUAAGGUUUAAAAUACGAAUUGAUUAAACAAGAUAAAUUUGUUAUAAUAGAUGAUAAAUAAAAAUAUAUUUUUAAGGUAAUCAUUUUAAAUAUAUGAAUCUAGUCUUAAAAUGCUAAAAAAUGGAUUGAAUUAAUUUUUGAAACAUUGAAUCAUGGUAUAAAAUGAUCUAUCAAAUAUAUUUAUGAUAAAGAUAAUAUAAUAAGAUAUUUAAAUAUUUUUCAUUUUUAUGGGUAAUUGUAAUGUUUUAGAUAAAAAGGAAGAAUCUUAAGAAUCAAGUAAAGAUAUAAAAUAGAAUUUUAGUGCAAUCAAUAAGAAAUUAUGAAAUUCUGGAAAUUUUGGGAAAAGGAGGUUUUGGUAAAGUUCUAAAAGUUAGAAGAAAAAAAAAUAAUUAACUUUAUGCAAUAAAGAAAAUGUCAAAAGCUAAGUAAAACAAUUUAUAAAUAAAAACAGAAUAAUUGCCUUAAAAUGUAUUACAGCAGUUUUGAAUGAGAAAAAUCUAUUAUUGUAGUUAAGACAUCCUUUUAUUGUGAAUAUGCAUUCAGCAUUUUAAGAUAGAGAAAAUCUAUAUUUAGUAUUAGAUUUAGUAACUGGAGGAGAUUUAAGAUUUCAUAUAUGUAAAAACAAAAGAUUUUCAGAAUAAGAAGUGAGUAUGAAAAAAUGUUCAAUUUUUAGAAUUUUUUGCAGCUUGUAUAAUAAUUAGUUUAGAGUACCUACAUUAAUAAGGAAUAAUUCAUAGAGAUUUAAAACCAGAGAAUUUGGUACUUGAUAAUAAAGGAUACUUAAGACUUACAGAUUUGGGGAUUGCAAGAAUAUGGAGACCUGAAAAUUCUUCAGAUGGAAGUGGUACACCAGGUUAUAUGGCCCCAGAAGUAUUAUGCAGAUAAAAUCAUGGAAUUACUAUAGACUUCUUUGCACUUGGUGUAAUUGUACAUGAAUGUAUGCUUGGAAAACGACCUUAUGUUGGUAAAACUAAAUAAGAAAUACGUGACUAAAUUCUUUCUCAUUAAGUUUAAAUUAAAAGAAUGGAUUUACCUGUUGCUUGGUCUUUAGAUGCAGCAGAUUUUGUAAAUUAAGUAAAUAUUACUAAUAAGUUUAGUUAAUCUAAAGAAAGCCAAAUUAUAGACUAGGUUAUAAUAAUCCAAGUGAUGUUAAAAAUCAUAAAUGGUUUACUAAUUUUGAUUGGAAUUCAUUGAUUAAAAAGACUUACAAUCCACCUUAUAAACCUAAGCCCUUUUUAAAAUGUAAUAAUUCUAUUGAUUCUAAUGACACUCCUAAUGAUGAUAAUUUUGUAAUUCUUAGAAAUUUAACUCUUAAUGGUAUAUAUAUUAUUUAUUUAAGAAUAAUUUAAUGAAUAUUGUUAUAAUCCUGAAGCUGGUAUGAUAAAAUGA